UCCACAUGUACCAUCGACAGAGGCGAAGCGGGCUCCUCACACAUCGUCUAUAGCCCGGGCAUGAUCUGCAGCACCGGAGCCACAACCUCACUAUAUAAGUGCAAGCUCUAAACACACCAAAGACACCCACACGUAAGUAACCCCUCAUACAAGAAAAGCACAAACAACCACACGUACGUAACCAAGCAGCAUGAGCCUCAACGUUCCAAAAAAUAGCAGCAUGCGCCUCAAGGCCGUGUACCAGCGCAUCGUGGACAACUUCCUCGCCGUUGUCACCGCCGCCAUCUCCAGUUACUCUCUCGUCGCCCUGGUGCGGCUCGGACCAGCAGAGCUCAUCAGCUGGCUCCGUGAGCUCCAGCUUCAGCCAGCGCACCUCUUCUUGGCGGGGUUCGUCCCGGCCGCAGCGGCCACCAUGUACCUCAUGCUUCGCCCGCGUGCGGUGUACCUCAUCGACUACGCCUGCUUCCACUCCUCCUCCAACCGCCCGCUCGCCCGCAUCCCCAUGGCCUCCUUCGUCGAGCACACCAAGCAUACGCCCACCAUCGACGACCGCAGCGUCCGGUUCAUGUCGCGGCUGCUGCAGCGCUCCGGGCUCGGGGAGGAGACAUGCCUGCCGGCGGCGCACAACUACGUCCCCACGCACGAGUACUGCACCCUCGAGAACGCACGCGACGAGUUCGAGCUCGUCGUCUUCUCGGCCAUCGACGACCUGCUCGCCAAGACCGGCGUCGCCCCAGACACCAUCGGCACACUCGUCCUCAACUGCAGCCUCUUCUGCCCCACGCCGUCCUUGGUCGACAUCAUCGUUAACAAGUACAACCUGCGCAGCGACAUCCGCAGCAUCAACCUCUCCGGCAUGGGUUGCAGUGCGGGGCUGAUCGCCGCGGGGCUUGCCAGGACCCUCCUGCAGGUUCUUCCCCGAGGCGCCUGCGCGCUGGUCGUCUCCACGGAGACCAUCACGCCGAACUACUACGUCGGCAACGAGCGCGCCAUGCUCCUGCCCAACUGCCUAUUCCGCGUCGGCGGAGUGGCCGCGCUGCUGUCGACGUCCCCCAUGAAUGCCCGGUUCCGCCUAAAGCACGUUGUGCGCACCUUCACGGGCGCGAACGACGACGGUGCCUACCGGUGCGUGUUCCAGGAGGAGGACGACCAAGGGAACGUCGGGAUCAACCUUAGCAAGAACCUAAUGGUCGUCGCAGGGAGCUCGCUCCAGGCCAACAUCACUGAGAUCGGGCCGCUCGUCCUGCCGGCAUCCGAGCAGCUUCUCUUCGUCCUCUCCUUCAUCGCACGCAAGGUGCUUGGCGCGCGCAUCAAGCCCUACAUCCCGGACUUCUCCACGGCGUUCGAGCACAUGUGCAUUCACGCCGGCGGCCGUGCCGUCAUAGACCAGUUGCAGAAAAAGCUCCGCCUCACCGACCAGCAGGUGGAGGCGUCGCGGAUGACACUGCACCGGUUCGGAAACACGUCGAGUAGCUCGCUGUGGUACGAGCUCGCCUACGUCGAGGCCAAAGGCCGGAUGCGCAAGGGCGACCGCGUUUGGAUGAUCGGCUUCGGCUCAGGGUUCAAGUGCAACAGCGUGGUGUGGGAGUGCAUCCAACCAGCUGCCCGCGACACCGAUGGGCCAUGGACCACGUCUAUCCACAGGUAUCCGGUGGACAUUCCCGACGUGCUAAAAUAAGUCAAAUUCAUGAAUUGUGACCAAGUUUAUGGAGAAAAUUAUCUCUGUCUACUACCAAAUAUGUACGAUAUUAAAUAAAAAUAUAUUGCAUGAAUCUAGUGAAAUUGAUUUGGUAUCAUAGAUGUUGAUAUUUUUUUAAUAAACUUGGUCAAAGUUUACAAAGUUUGACUUUCAAAAUUGUAAUAUGCACUAUAUUUUGGGAUGGUGGGAGUACUACAUAAUAAGUGCAAAAA
This is a messenger RNA of Aegilops tauschii subsp. strangulata, 1911 nucleotides long. Its product is annotated as 3-ketoacyl-CoA synthase 5. Gene Ontology annotation, cellular component: membrane. Lineage: Eukaryota; Viridiplantae; Streptophyta; Magnoliopsida; Poales; Poaceae. Gene Ontology annotation, biological process: fatty acid biosynthetic process. Gene Ontology annotation, molecular function: acyltransferase activity, transferring groups other than amino-acyl groups. The record is from RefSeq and is a predicted model, not a curated record.